Messenger RNA from Asterias rubens (European starfish), 1586 nucleotides. RefSeq names its product protein transport protein SFT2-like. Gene Ontology annotation, cellular component: membrane. NCBI's taxonomy places the organism in Eukaryota, Metazoa, Echinodermata, Asteroidea, Forcipulatida, Asteriidae. Gene Ontology annotation, biological process: vesicle-mediated transport. The transcript is spliced from 6 exons. The coding region runs from base 467 to 1168 and encodes 233 amino acids. The record is from RefSeq and is a predicted model, not a curated record.
AACUUUAGAUGAUGUUGGAACUUACUGAUAAUAUAUGAAUGAAUGUAGGAGGAUUGACUGUCAUUGUCGUGCUAGUUUCUGUCAGUGUCUUGCCUUUUCUUGCACUGCACAAAACACCUCACUACUGUCUUGACUGUUGUUAGUUUAGUGAACUGUUGAAAUAACUACAAAUGCACUUUCAUCAUUAGAAUAAUACAAACGCCGAAUCAUCAGGACAGAAGGGGUAAGUAAGGCUAAGCAUACUGUGAGGAGUCUCGGUGAUGAUGACAACAUUAAUGUCAAUAAAUAAAUAAAUAAAAAAUAAUAAUCAGUGAUCCGGUUUAAAUCAUUCAUGAACUUUAGUUACAUUGCAUAACACAUGUUGCUACCAGACUGCUGCCAGAACUUCACAUACUUCAACAUCUCAUUUUUGUGUGAACUGCAUGACUGUCCCUAAUCAAAGCAGAUGUGCAUUCAGAACUGAGUCAUGGCAAACUUGAAUGCAGACCUGAGGUCUUACCUCUCAGGGUCUAAUAAAGAAACAUCAAACGAAUCCAGUGGUUUUACAGCAACAGGGAAAAAGACAUUAGAUUCAGUUACAUCCUGGUGGUCUGGUAGUGCAAGACAAAGCAAGAAUGAAGAAGAAAGUGAAACAAUGUUAACGUCAUCGGGUGAUGCUGGAGGUAAACCUGCUGAGGAAGAUGGAAACGGAUGGUUUAAUCAGGCUCAGAAAGAUCCGUUUUGUCCAACCCUGAGCAAACGACAAAGGAUACUUGGAUUCAUGACUUGUCUGGCAGCUGGUGCAUUCUGCUUUGUAUUGGCCAGUGUUUAUGCUCCAUUUAUUGUUGUCAAAGCACGUAAAUUUGCUCUGCUGUAUACCAUGGGAAGCCUAUUUACAAUCAGUAGUUUCUCGCUCCUUUGGGGGCCUUGGUACCACAUCAAGCAUCUCUUCUCAUCUCAGCGCCUGCCAUUUACAAUUGUGUACUUCACCACCAUGUUCUUAACUUUAUAUUUUGCCAUGGCGAAACAAGCAACUAUUCCAACCGCGGUCUGUGCAAUUUGUCAAGUUGUUGCUCUUUUUUGGUACAUAGUGAGUUACAUUCCUGGUGGACAAACAGGGCUCAAGUUUUUCUCCAAACUUUGCAAAGCAGCAGCAAGCAAAACGUUAUCCAGUGCAUUACCAGUGUAGAUCAAUCAAUCAAUCAAAACGAGCGCCAUCUAGAAGCUCGAGCCUGCUCAGUGAUUUUUCUACAGAUGUUCAGGUCCAGAAUGCAGGAGCGUAGUUCCUCAGCGCUGGUCAAGCCGGUGUCUCGUUUCGGUGUGUCUACAAAGGAGAGACAUCUUCUCCCACGCGAAGCCUUGCCUUGGGUGCACCAGUGUAGAUACCAUAUGAAAGAUCAGUCUGAACUCAACUAGUGGAGGCUUUUGAGCUUGUUUAUGUUGCCAUGGAGAUAGCGUUGAAGCUAGCCCACUACUACAUUUGUGUUAUUCAUUGCUGUGAGUCUCUUUUCAACAUUCUCUUCACUGAAUAUUCCUGAUGUGCCGUGCGGAUAAGAGCACCGAACUCAAGCUCUGGUGUUUAUGUUUUGCAGAGUGUGGGUUUGAAU